CACACAUCCCUAGCUGAGUCCACCUUAGUGAAUGCCUUUGUAAUUUUAUUUAUCGCAGGGAACAGUUCCAAGAGUUUAUUUGUGCUUGUGUUAGUAAGUGGACACAAAAAAGUGUACUCAAGGGGGUCAAACAAGAUUUAAAAUGAAUUGGCCAGUCAUCCCCGGAGUGUAAAUCAAAUAGCACGUAUUUACUUACCUUAGUGAACGCAGCCCAUUCGCUGUAGCCGCAUCAUCCUAAUUUCACAAUGAAAGUCACGAUUACAACCCUAAACGACGAAAUCUUCGUUUUAGACGUUUCGGAAGAUUUGGAGUUGGAAAAUUUUAAAGCGUUUUGUGAGAUUGAGUCCGGGUUCCCUGCGAAAGAUUUUAUAUUGAAUUACAACGGCAAGCCGCUUCUGGAAGAUAAGAAAUCGCUGAAAGAGCACGGUGUCCGCGAUGGAGACGUGAUCGUGCUUCUGCAUAUGAUGCAGACAGCCUCCAACCUCAACCAGACUGAUUCUAGCCAAGCUUUGCCUACAGGGUUAGCUAACUUAGACUUCAGUGGCAUCAGAGUCCCUCCGGGCGCAGCAAGCACCUCAAUGGCGGCUAGGAACCCACCCGUGGAGGAGGACCCUCGCAUCAUCAGGGAGAUGUUUUUAGCCAACCCGGACCAGCUUGCUCUGCUCAAGCAGAACAACCCAAGAUUAGCCGAUGCACUCCUCAGCGGCAACUUAGAUACAUUUGCUUCUGUGCUUCGUGAACAAAUCUUAGCUAGAACGGAACGCCAGCAACAGCGUAUAAGGAUGAUGAAUUCAGAUCCAUUUGAUACAGAAGCGCAGCGAAUGAUUGCUGAGGAGAUCCGUCAGAAAAACAUCGAGGCUAACAUGGAGGCGGCCAUGGAGUACAACCCGGAAACGUUCGGCACGGUGGUCAUGCUGUACAUCAACUGUCAUGUUAAUGGAUUCCCAGUUAAAGCAUUCAUCGAUUCCGGCGCUCAGACCACAAUCAUGUCAGCAGCUUGCGCCGAGCGAUGCAACAUUAUGCGACUGGUGGAUACUAGAUGGGCAGGUAUAGCCAAAGGGGUCGGUGUGCAGAGGAUCAUCGGCCGUAUCCACAUGGUGCAGAUGAGGAUCGAGAAGGACUUCCUCACCACAUCGUUCUCCGUGCUCGAGGAACAGCCGAUGGAUAUGCUCCUCGGUUUGGACAUGCUCAAACGACAUCAGUGCAACAUUGACUUAAAACGCAACGUGCUCCGUAUCGGCACGACCGGUACCGAGACCCCAUUCCUGCCCGAGUCCGAGUUGCCCGAGUGCGCCCGACUCUCGGGCUACUCCGAGGACGAGAUCGUCAACCAGUCCAUGCGAGAUCACGAGGAAAGACAGGUCAAGGAAGCCAUGGAGAAGUCCAAACAAGAGGCUGGCGGACUCCUGAGUCUUCGGCCCACUACUAGCGGCCAGUCGGCCCCGGUGCCCAUGCAGAUCAAUAACCAGCGAAUGGUUCUGGGAGAUCCUAGCCAGACUAUCAUGCCGAAUGACAACUUCGGUGAACCAGAGGUGGAAGAAAUAAUGUCUUUGGGCUUCACCAGGGAACAGGCUAUUGUGGAGCUCCGGCGCUUCAACGGCGAUAAGACUCAAGCGACUGUGGCCCUUUUCGCCAAAUCCCUCAAGUUUUGAGCAUCAGACUGUCGACUAUAUAAACGACUUGAUAUAAUAUACCAUGAAUUUAAUAUAAACCUUUACUGUAGUCAACAUAAACAAAAUGGUUAUGUAUUUUGUUCUCGAUCGUUCCAAAAAAUGUAUAUUUUGUUUUAUUUUUUUUUCUUUACUUUUAUGGAAAAUUCAAAAUCGAAGUUGCUUUUUUCUACUGAGGAUUUAAAGUUUAUUUACAGAUUUUUCUUUACUGUUGUUUUUAUUUUAUGUUUUUUUGAAGAGUUGUGCAUUUGUUUGACUGACCUGGCCUGGUAGUAUUGGGUGAUUCUUGUUCCGUUUCAUUGCAAUCAUCAUGGAUUCGCUCCGAUAUACUUUACUCUGGUGUCAUUUAAUGGAAACUAAUGAUUAUACGACUUUUUCAAUGCUAGUUAUCACCGCCAUGUAUUAGGUGUUCCAAUAUUAAUUAAGGUAAUGUCUCUGACUUGGAUUAAGUGGAUCUUCCUAUGUAUUUUGCAAGUUGCCGAACUUGGAUUAGUGCUAAGCCCGCUAUCAAGCGUUAUUUAUGCAUUACAUGUAAUCGUAAGUAAUUUUGGCAAAGAUCGUGUGACAUGAAAUAUACCCGUUUACAAUGACCUAUGAAAUCCGUCUUCGUAACAACCGAUCUGCCACAUGACUAUAUAUUUGAACUUUUACAUAAAUAGUUUUACUGUCACCGAAUUAAUAUUUAACUUAUAAUAAUACGUAGAAGCAUAAUGUGUAAGACAUAAGUUUACUACUCCAGGAAUUAGCUUUUGGCUAUUUAUGUAAAAUACUUUAGUUUCUUACUUUCUUAUUUUCCUUUUGUCUUUUUCUUAUCCGUUUUACAUUUGGUUUCUAGCAGAUGUAAAUUGCUUUUGUACUGGGUAACCAAUGGUUUAAAGGUAUUUAAAUUUAUAAAAAAAAACUUCAAUUUUGUACGAGAUAGGUUUUUUACCUAGUUUAAGUUGAUUUUUGUAUGUUUUCAUCAUUAAAAUGAUUGAAAUAAAACAUAGUUUACGUAA
Helicoverpa zea (corn earworm) is the source of this 2668-nucleotide messenger RNA. RefSeq names its product protein DDI1 homolog 2 (gene rngo). Gene Ontology annotation, molecular function: protein binding; aspartic-type endopeptidase activity. The coding region runs from base 246 to 1652 and encodes 468 amino acids. The transcript is spliced from 10 exons. Gene Ontology annotation, biological process: proteolysis. Lineage: Eukaryota; Metazoa; Arthropoda; Insecta; Lepidoptera; Noctuidae. The record is from RefSeq and is a predicted model, not a curated record.